AUGCUAUAUCUAGCAACUCUCCUACUUCUCCUCUCCUCCCCACCCUCAGUUUUCACUGUCCCCGAGAGUUGUUUCCUACCAGAAAUCCGAGAUGAAGCCAGAAAUUGCAUCAACCAACUCUCCCCAAUGUAUGAUAACUUGAAACGUGUACUAGCUGGAACACGGAAAUCGCAAAACAUCACAAAAGAUAUCAAUGACUAUUGCGAACUGUCUUUGAAAUGCUACAAAUCCCUUCAAGCUUGUGCUGGAAUCGACAAGAACUUGAUAUCAAACAUCGAUGGGGUCUGUGAUUUGUAUAAUUUUCAAGCUGGAAAGUUCGGUCACUGUUAUGUAAAAAUGGAUGAAGAUGGGUAUGACAGUUGUACCUAUAGCUUCUUUAUGAGUCCAAUUUAUAUUGAUGUCAAAAACAACCGUCAACGAUGUCAAAGUCUCAAGUCGAAUGGGAAAUGUGUGAAGCAGAGAACAUCUCAGAAGUGCUCAAAAGACUACGUCGAUGAUUUUGACGAUCACCUCGACGGGCAACUCAAACGGUUCAAUUGUUGA
This is a messenger RNA of Caenorhabditis remanei, 543 nucleotides long. RefSeq lists its product as uncharacterized. Lineage: Eukaryota; Metazoa; Nematoda; Chromadorea; Rhabditida; Rhabditidae. The transcript is spliced from 4 exons. The coding region runs from base 1 to 543 and encodes 180 amino acids. The record is from RefSeq and is a predicted model, not a curated record.